AUGAUCGUGUCUCAGCCACCAAAACUCUCUAAAAGCGCUAAAGAAGACUUGAUAGUUUCGCAUCUCCGGUCCACCCGCACGUGCCACACGCUCAAAGACCUCGAGAAGAUGCUUCCCUCGGUGGCUUCGAUCAAUGGCAUGCAGGUCAAGGAUUAUAUCCAGAACCUGACGGACGAGGGAAAGGUCCGGGUGGAGAAGAUUGGAAGCGGGAACUGGUACUGGUGUUUUGGCGGGGACGAGAAAAGAGAGAAACAAGCACGAUUGAGCCAACUGGAGAAAGAGGUGAAGAUACUGCAAGCGAGCUAUGACGAAGCAGAGGCUAGUCUGGCGGCCAAAAGGGCCAAAUGGGAAGAAGAGGGAGAGGAUGAGCAAUCAAACCUGGCAGAGAGGGAGGAGUUGACGCGUCGAAAGGGCGAGCUAGAAAAGGAGAGGAACCGGCUGCAAGCUCAGUGGAUAGCAGCUACUACGACGGAGGAAGGCAAAGGGGUGCAGCAAAUGAGAGAGGAGAUUGAGGAGUUCCAGAAAGAGGCGCUUAUGUGGACGGAUAAUAUCUACGUGCUGGAGGGCUACUUGAGUAAGCUGGCAGGAGGGGAUCGGGAAGUUAUUGCGGCGGUGCAGAGAGAAUGCUAUGGGGAUGAGUAUGUGGAGGGUGAGGGCUUGAGUGAGCUGAUUCUUUAG
Messenger RNA from Aspergillus novofumigatus IBT 16806, 678 nucleotides. RefSeq names its product putative GAJ protein. NCBI's taxonomy places the organism in Eukaryota, Fungi, Ascomycota, Eurotiomycetes, Eurotiales, Aspergillaceae. The record is from RefSeq and is a predicted model, not a curated record. The transcript has a single exon. The coding region runs from base 1 to 678 and encodes 225 amino acids. Gene Ontology annotation, molecular function: double-stranded DNA binding. Gene Ontology annotation, biological process: reciprocal meiotic recombination.